AUGGCAAGAAACAACCAAACUGUAAUAAUCUCAGAGUUCCUCCUUCUGGGCCUUCCCAUUCCACCACAGCACCAGCACAUGUCAUAUGCCCUGUUCUUGGCCAUGUACCUCACCACUAUCCUGGGGAACCUCAUCAUCAUUGUCCUUAUUGGACUGAACUCCCUUCUCCACACACCCAUGUAUUUGUUUCUCAGUAACUUGUCCUUCACUGACCUCUGUUUUUCCUCCGUCACAGUGCCCAAAUUGUUACAGAACAUGCAGAGCCCAGUACCGUCCAUCCCCUAUGCAGGAUGCCUGACACAGAUGUACUUCUUUAUGGUUUUUGGAGAUAUGGAAAGCUUCCUCCUUGUGAUUAUGGCCUAUGACCGCUAUGUGGCCAUCUGCUUCCCUCUGCACUACACCAGCUUCAUGAGCCCCAAGCUCUGUGUGUGUUUGUUGGUGCUGUCCUGGGCGCUGACCACAUUCCAUGCCAUGCUACACACCCUGCUCUUGGUCAGAUUGUCUUUCUGUGGGGACAAUGUGAUCCUCCACUUUUUCUGUGAUCUGUCUGCUCUGCUCAAGCUGGCCUGCUCUGACACUCAUGUUAAUGAGUUGGUGAUAUUUAUCAUGGGAGGGCUCAUCAUUAUUUUUCCAUUCCUACUCAUUGUUAUGUCCUAUGCACGGAUUGUCUCCUCCAUUCUCAAGGUUUCAUCUACUCGAGGUAUCUACAAGGUCUUCUCCACUUGUGGUUCCCACCUUUCUGUGGUGUCACUGUUCUAUGGGACAAUUAUUGGUCUCUAUUUAUGUCCAUCAACUAAUAAUUUUACCAUAAAGGAAAGUGUUCUGGCUGUGAUGUACACAGUGGUAACCCCCAUGAUGAACCCCUUCAUCUAUAGUCUGAGGAACAGAGACAUGAAGAGAGCCCUUGUAAGAGUCCUUUGCAGUAUGAAAAUCUCUUCAUAG
Nannospalax galili (Upper Galilee mountains blind mole rat) is the source of this 942-nucleotide messenger RNA. RefSeq names its product olfactory receptor 1468-like. The coding region runs from base 1 to 942 and encodes 313 amino acids. Gene Ontology annotation, biological process: G protein-coupled receptor signaling pathway. The transcript has a single exon. Gene Ontology annotation, cellular component: membrane. Gene Ontology annotation, molecular function: olfactory receptor activity; G protein-coupled receptor activity. Lineage: Eukaryota; Metazoa; Chordata; Mammalia; Rodentia; Spalacidae. The record is from RefSeq and is a predicted model, not a curated record.